Cladophialophora psammophila CBS 110553 is the source of this 891-nucleotide messenger RNA. RefSeq lists its product as uncharacterized. Gene Ontology annotation, biological process: regulation of signal transduction. The transcript is spliced from 3 exons. Lineage: Eukaryota; Fungi; Ascomycota; Eurotiomycetes; Chaetothyriales; Herpotrichiellaceae. Bases 1 to 891 code for a protein of 296 amino acids. Gene Ontology annotation, molecular function: protein phosphatase inhibitor activity. The record is from RefSeq and is a predicted model, not a curated record.
AUGCCAGUCGAAGUCCGUCACUCACCUCCUCCCUUGCACCAGCCGGGCUCCGGGAACAUUCGACCCAAAGGUAUUUUGAAGAAUCCGUCCUUCUCAUCCUCAAGCGGCCAUCCAGGCUCUCCAACUAAAGACGAAUUUCACCUCCCACCACAUGUGCCCCUCGACCCAAAGGAAGAGAGAGAACUCGUGCUUCAAAAUACCCUCCAAAAUGCCGGCCACCGCCGCUCAUCUUCAGCCGCCAGACGGGCAUCCGCGUCACGCCGUCACUCUGCCGCGCUGGCCGCAAACCACGAAGAGGACCCCGAAAAGAUGCGUCUAAAGUGGGAUGAAGCAAACCUCUACUUGGCCGAGCAGGAAUCAGGCGGGCGCAUGAAAAUCACCGAGCCAAAGACCCCUUACCAAUACGGAGACACCAUGAUGGAAGAUGACGACGAGGAAGAUGUGGCUAUUGACCCGCGUUUCGUCAACGUCGAUGAAGUCGAAAUGGCCAAAGCCCCCAAGCCGAACAGGAGACAUCGUGAGAGCGAGAUCCCUGGUCUUGAGCUCGGUGAGCCGGAAGAGGAGCUGUCUCCGGGGGCAUCCCCAGAGGAUGACAGAAUUGUUCGGGGCUCGAAUAGCCUGUCAAGAGAGUCAAGCAAAGAGAAGCAUGUUAGUGUCAGUGAUGGCAGUGAUGUGGAUGGAUUCAAGGAACAGGUCGGCAUGCCCACCCGGGAGGAGCAGGAGAAACAUCGGCAGUUUGAGGAAAGGAGGAAGAAGCAUUAUGAAAUGAAGGACAUAAAGAAUUUGCUUGGACACCCUGAAGAAUUGGAUAUGGAAGAUGAUGAUGAGCCACCUAUUCCAGCCGUCAUGCCGAAAAAUCUACCCGAACGAUCGGUCAACGGUACCCGCUAG